Molecule: messenger RNA, 2581 nt
Organism: Scylla paramamosain (green mud crab)
Lineage: Eukaryota; Metazoa; Arthropoda; Malacostraca; Decapoda; Portunidae
Exons: 4
Coding region: 1-1539 (512 amino acids)
Cellular component (GO): chitin-based extracellular matrix
Molecular function (GO): structural constituent of chitin-based larval cuticle
Source: RefSeq, a predicted model, not a curated record
AUGGAAGCCAAAACAAGUGUCACCUCGCCUGUUCGUUCUCCGCGCUCACCUUUAGUAGCUUUGCUCACAGCUCGACCAGGUCUUCACUAUGCUGCUGACCUGGCUCGGGGCGCGGCCAAGCAUUACACAAGAUGCCCAUUGAGCUGUCCUGUGCGGGUAAGAGUGUGGCUAUGGGUGUGGGCAUGGACGUGUGUGGCGCUGAGUGCAUCCCAAGGUAUUGGUGCUGGGCAAGGAACCAUCCUGCAAGACUUCCCAAUUGCAGCCGAAGAAAACUUCUACUCCUUCAACCCAGAUGGAACCUACACUUUUUCUUAUGACACAGGUGGAGGUGAACAUCAGAGUUUUCGGAUUGAGAUGAGGGAUGCUUCAGGUCGAGUCUCUGGUCGGUUUGGCUAUGUGGAUCCAGCUGGUGCCCUGCGAAUUACUGAGUAUCAAGCAGACAGCAGUGGGUACAGGGCAAGCAUAGAAGUGUACCACCAAGUGAGCCUGGCACCCCCUACACCACUGAUAGUGGGACCUUUACCAAAGGAGCCCACUACCCUCCCUGAUCCCCCAGCAGACCCUCCACAGCCACCUGUCAUGCAUCCAGUGGGACCAGCCCCUUUCUUCCCACCCCAGCAGCCUGUCCUAAUCAUUGGGCCACUCCCUAAACCACUCCAGCCUGAAAGUGCUGAAGAUGACCAGGAUCCUCCAGAUCUGAAUGAGGAUUCACUCUUCACAGUAUCGUCCAAUCCUCUGAUUCCUGCUGUGUUUCCCAAGACUCCUCUGGGAGAUGCUUCCCCUGGAGACCUCCUCAAUUCUGCACAGGGAACUGAAGGGAUAAGCAUCCUGCAAGGAAACUUCACUGGUAUUCCCCAGCAAUCUUCUUCUGAUCCUGAAAUUUCUCCAAAUAGUACUGUCACAGAUAACCUGCAAGUAUCUUAUGAUGGUAAUCUUGAAGUUUAUCAGAAUAGUACAGUUACAGCAUCUAGAACACCAACAGAAGAUACAAAUCAGCACAGAGAAUCACUGGAUGCUGCUGUUAGGGAUGCAGGACAAACAGGAGCCUCAAGCAAUUCCCAGCAUUUCCCACAAAAACCACAGCUGCUCCUGACCCAAAAUGGUUCUCCUGUGACUCUACAAGAGCACAAGGAUAUUAUUAAUCCAACUAUGACUAACCAAGAGAGAAAAGUUGCAAUCACUGUACCUGGUGUCACAGUCCAUGCAAAACAGGGAAAUCCUGUCAGUGAUAGUGAUGUAAAUUCUUAUACAAACAGUGACCUUCUCCAGCCUUCACCAACCUCCACUAUCAUGUCAACAGUAUCCAGACUGGCAGAGAGAGGUGCCAAAAGGGAAUCUGCAACAGCAGCAACUUCAUCACCAAUGUUCGUGACAAAAAGGAAUGAUGACCCUAGAAGCCAAUCCAGGAGGUUCCGUAAGCUUCCUCCUGUACCUCCCACUCCAUCCCAGACUUACCUCCCAGUGGGUGCUCCCCGGCACCAGUAUCCCACUGCACCACUCCUUCAGCUGCCCCAAGACUCAAAUAGUUACCCUACAUAAGCCAUCAAGCAUUUGGUAGUGGAACUCUUGCCAGAGUAGUUUUCCUGAUCUCCUGAUGUUGAGGCAGUGGUAGAAGUGAGCCUGCAAAGUUCAGGAUUCAGUUAGAGCUGUGAAGUACAUGGUAGCUGUGCUUUUUAUCCACAUGCAUAAAUGUUGUAAGUGCAAUAUAUGUGUAUCUCAUGCCACACUAAUUACUUUUUAGUUGUAAAAUUAUGCAUUUUGAAAUAAUGACACCAUAUAUUUCUGAAAUGCUCACAGCAAUCACAAUGCUGCACAUGAAAUUUCAAAGUGUUCCAUAAGUGACAUGACAAAGCCUGGGACAUUCAGUUGGUGUAAGAAAACCUGUAUGCUCAAAUCACUGCACUAACUUUCAAGAGUGGAAUACAAAUCUAAAAAGAAUGUUUAAGUUAGUGAUGCAAUGACAAAAUAAACAAAGGUGAUAAAUUUGUAAUUAAUGUGCAAUAUAUUACACAUUAAACACACGUAGAAAAACACUGCCUCUGCCCCCAGCCAGUGAGCCAACAGUGAUGUGAGGUUGUUCACCCAACCUGAUUGCUCACAGACAAUGCAAGUGUGUCAAGUUCCUCCACUGUUGGAAUCUCAACUUGUGAUGGACUCAGCCAAGAGCCUCACACUAGCUAGUCAAGUUCUGAAUGAUACACCAAUAAACUUUCAUAUAUAAGUGAAAUAAGAAAUAUCUCUGAAUUUCAAAGGAAUGUCUUCUGACUCCAUCUGAUUCUCUGCUAGGUUUUUGUUAAGUGACAAAAAGUACAAUGGUUGUGUAAUGAAAGUUCAUUCAGAUACUCAUUUUUCUCCACUAGCAAACCAAUACUGUAAGCACUGAGGGAAAGAAUAAAGAUGCUUCAACAGCCUUUCCUAAGUGUCCAUGUACAAACUAACAAUUUUGUAGAAAGUGAUAGUUUAAACCAAAAUAGGGAGACACAUCUACUGAAAAUUUUGAUGACCACACAUAACAAAAAUUGUACUCAAACUGAUGGGCUUUAACAAUAAAUUAUAAAGAAUUGGGAAUGUAAACCCUGAA